UCGUUUAUUAACAAUUUUCAUCAUGAAGCAUAUGCCAUGGACAGGGUUACCAGGUCAAGGGAAGUUACCCAAGGAAACUUUCCGCUCUCUCUCUCUUUCUCUCUCUCUCUCUCUCUAUAAGUUGCCCCCGUCUCCUAUCUCUCUUCCCUCUGUCCUGGACUGAAAGCUAAAACAUCGCUCCAUUUGAGCAUUCCAUCUCUUCCUCUUUCUGUAUCACGACAGCAAGCCCUCAUUGUCUCCUUUUCUCUUACACUUUCUCUCUCUAGGACUUUCAGGCUUAUUAAGAACCCGUGAAUUCUGUAAAUUUGGAUCGAUUGCCAUAAUAAAAGUGUUUAAUUAUCCCAAAGCUAUCUGAGACAAUCUCUAUAUACAUGUGAUCGUGGCUGUGUUGGUUUCAGCAAACAUGGGGCAGGCUAUUCGCAAGCUUUUCGAUAGCUUUUUUGGCAACCAAGAAAUGAGGGUUGUGAUGCUUGGCUUGGAUGCUGCUGGUAAAACAACUAUACUGUACAAACUACACAUUGGGGAAGUUCUAUCAACUGUCCCGACAAUUGGUUUCAAUGUAGAGAAAGUCCAGUACAAAAAUGUGGUCUUCACAGUUUGGGAUGUUGGUGGGCAAGAGAAAUUGAGACCUCUAUGGAGGCAUUAUUUUAACAAUACAGAUGGGCUGAUUUAUGUUGUUGACUCCUUGGACAGGGAGCGAAUUGGAAAAGCAAAGCAGGAGUUUCAGGCCAUCAUAAGAGAUCCCUUCAUGCAAAACAGUGUUAUCUUGGUAUUUGCAAAUAAACAGGAUAUGAAAGGUGCCAUGACACCAAUGGAAGUGUGUGAAGGGCUUGGGCUCUAUGAUUUGAAGAACAGGAGAUGGCAUAUUCAAGGCACUUGUGCCAUUCGAGGAGAUGGCCUUUAUGAGGGGUUAGACUGGUUAGCUGGAACUCUCAAAGAAUUACGUGCCUCUGGUUUUUCCACGUCUGUGGGCACUUCCUCUUUCUAACAUUCAGGCUGAGUUGAUAUGGACUACAAUUGAUGGCACUGUGGGUCAUGACUGUGGCUCCUAGCUGACGAAUGGGAAAAGAUAAGCACAAUUAAAUUCUUGUAUAUUGAUGGUUGUACCUUACCCAUCUUGUCACAAUUCCUUAGCAGCAUUAAUCUAGUGUCACUGCUGUGUACUCUUACUAUACAUGGAAAAUCAGUGGAUCUGAAGAUGGGCCAUUUCAUGGUUAGUUCAUAUGCUAGAAAUAUUUCUUUAACAAACACAUUGUAUAGAUUUAUUAUUUUUCUGUUCUGUUUACCAUUGUAGUUGCUUUUUAAUGUGGAUUAGUUCUAUAUACUGGUUCACUCU
Molecule: messenger RNA, 1336 nt
Organism: Amborella trichopoda
Lineage: Eukaryota; Viridiplantae; Streptophyta; Magnoliopsida; Amborellales; Amborellaceae
Molecular function (GO): GTPase activity; GTP binding
Source: RefSeq, a predicted model, not a curated record